AUGGCUGAAGGAGGUGUCUUCACAUCAAUCAGAGACGGUUCAGAUGCUGAUUUCGAAAUUGUGUGUGCGCCGUGUGGGGAAGAUAAUAUCAGAGAAGAAGCUGUAAAAUUUUGCGUAGAAUGCAAUCAAUAUCUUUGUACAGCGUGUGCUAGAUAUCAUAGAAGGAUAGCAGCUUUGAAAUCUCACAAGCUUCUGGAUACAGAUGACGUCAAAAACACAGCAGUAGCUGCCAUAGUAACGAAAUGUCGGUACCAUCCAGAUCGAGACAUUGAGAUGUACUGCGGAACACAUGACAUGGUCUAUUGUCUGAAGUGUAUAGCUACGGAGCAUAG
Molecule: messenger RNA, 332 nt
Organism: Mercenaria mercenaria
Lineage: Eukaryota; Metazoa; Mollusca; Bivalvia; Venerida; Veneridae
Product: E3 ubiquitin-protein ligase TRIM33-like
Exons: 1
Biological process (GO): positive regulation of DNA-templated transcription
Cellular component (GO): chromatin; nucleoplasm
Molecular function (GO): zinc ion binding; ubiquitin-protein transferase activity
Source: RefSeq, a predicted model, not a curated record